CACUUCACCGUCUUUGGUCGAGACUGGAAUGGUUGCUGCCUCCGACGCUGGCACACAACGCGACGCAAACGCUCACAGUGAGACGAACGUCCACGGCCUCCCGUGUUUUAUCGUUGCCACGCACGAUUGCACGAAGAAGGUGUCUAAAAGGGGGCGUAGGUAAAAGUCAGCGACACAGCUGCAACGGCACACGAGAACGGACGCCACGACCGCGAAGAGCUGAAACGACGCGCUGUGGUCUGCCGAUCCUUUAGAGAUUCGUUGGAUUGGUGCGCCUCAAGCCUUUCUGCGCUGUCUCCAUGUUUGGUUUUGUGACUUUCAACUAACAAGACACUCUUGGACCAGGCACAAAUACCUCACCCACGAAAGUGUGUCUUGCUCUUGCUGCAAACAUCCAGAGCACUGCUUUAAUGAAGAAACAGACCUGCUAACAAUCUUUCGGAAGGGGACCCUUCAGAACAAGUAUGGGGUCACCAUGGAAACCACUUCUCCUGCUGUCAAUUUUCAGCGGCCUGGCAGAUCUCGCCAGAUCGGUUGCCGGGCGACCUGUGCCAUACGCCGCCGUGCUGCGGAUGAAGCCAGACAGCUCCUCCUCCUCCGCGCUGAGCCCCCGGGCGAGGGCACGGCAGGGCCGUGGGGGCGUGGCCUCCUUCAUACAAGACUGGCCUCCCUUCUCCAGGGUGGGGCUGUCGGCCCUCGGCUCCCAGGAGGACUACCGCAGCGAAGAAAGCGAAGAGUUUGGGCCUGUGUUCGUCCAGGAGCCGGAUGACGUCAUUUUUGCCCUGGACUCCGACGAUAAGAAAGUCACGCUGAGCUGUGAAGCGAGAGGAAGUCCUGCUCCCACAUACAGCUGGCUGAUCAACAGGACACACAUAGAUGUAGAGGCCGAUAUCCACUACAGUUUGAUCGGCGGCAACUUAGUAAUACACAACGCCAGCGAGGCCGUUGAUUUUGGCAGAUACCAGUGCAGAGCUGAGAACAGCGUCGGCGCCGUCCUCAGUCGAGAAGCCCUCCUGCAGUUUGCCUAUCUGGGUGUUUUUAGCAGUCGACCGAGAGGAGGUGUGUCAGUGAGGGAAGGUCAGGGAGUAGUACUCAUGUGCACUCCUCCUCCUCAUUCAGCAGAGAUAAUCUACAGCUGGGUGUUUAACGAGUUCCCGUCGUUCGUGGCGGAGGACAGCCGACGCUUCAUCUCGCAGGAGACGGGCAACCUGUACAUCUCCAAGGUGCAGCCCUCGGACGUGGGCAGCUACAUCUGCCUGGUGAAGAACACGGUGACCAGCACCAGGGUCCUGAGCCCGCCCACACCGCUCACACUCAAAACCGACGGUAUAAUGGGGGAAUACGAGCCUAAAAUCGAGGUGCAUUUCCCACCGACAGUCCUGGCUGCUAAAGGAGUGACAGUGCGACUAGAAUGUUUUGCCCUCGGAAACCCCGUCCCGACCAUCACCUGGAGGAAGAUCAACGGGAACAUCCCGAAAAAGGCCCGGCUGCGGAAGUCCCAGGCCGUGCUGGAGAUCCCCAGCGUCCAGCUGGAGGACUCGGGCAGCUACGAGUGCAAGGCGGAGAACUCGCGGGGAGGCACCACCUUCCGGGGACACCUGCAGGUGUACACCAUGCCCCUCUGGAUCAGUAUGAUAAAUGACUCUCAGUUGGACAGUGGAGAGCAGUUACAGUGGGAGUGCAGGGCCACUGGGAAACCCAGACCCACCUACCGCUGGCUCCGCAAUGGAGAACCACUGACCCCGCAGACCAGAGUGGGGGUCCUGAACGGGGAGCUGCAGAUCCGCAAGGUGCAGCCCGCCGACAGCGGCAUGUACCAGUGCGUCGCCGAGAACAAGUACGGCUCCGUCUACUCCAGCGCCGAGCUGAAAAUUCUGGCAUCAGCACCGGUGUUCAGCGCUAACCCAGUGACCACCAUCGCCACUGUGGGCAAAGAGGUUUCUCUGGAGUGCCGACCCCGAGCAUCGCCCAAGCCCAGGAUCACAUGGAAGAAAGGGGAGAGGAGAAUCCAGGCCAGCAGGAGAAUCUCAGUGCUGAGGAACAACACGCUUCGGAUUUCCAACUCGAGCCGUGCAGACGAGGGCAGCUACACAUGCCGGGCUGAGAACCAGUUCGGAUCGGCUGAGCUGAUGACCGUGCUGCUGGUGAAAGAGGCCAUGAGGGUGGAGCUGAUCCCGCGGCGGGUGGAGGUGACAGUGGGCGAGAGUGUGGUGCUCAGCUGCAAGGCCUCGCACGACCCCUCGCUCGACGUCUCCUUCCAGUGGCUACUCAACAACCGGCCGCUGGACGCCGAGCAAGACGGCGGCCACUUGGAGUACAUCCAGACACAGGCCUCCACUGCAGACCUGAUGAUCAGAAGCAUACUGCUCAAGCAUGCUGGGAAAUAUGGCUGCCGGGUGCAGACCAGCGCCGACACCGUGUUCGCCGAAGCCGAGCUGCUGGUGAGAGGCCCUCCAGGACCUCCUGGAGUGGUGAUCGUGGAGGAGAUCACGGACACCGUGGCGACGCUGUCCUGGAGUCACGGGGUGGACAACCACAGUCCCGUCAGCACUUAUAAUGUGCAGGCUCGAAGUCCCUUUUCCCUGGGCUGGCAGACAGUCAAAACAGAUCCGGAGCACGUGACCGGCGACAUGGAGUCUUCCACGGCCGUGGAGCUCAACCCCUGGGUGGAGUACGAGUUUCGGGUGGUAGCCACCAACGCUAUCGGCACAGGAGACCCCAGCUCCCCGUCCAGGGCAGUGCGGACAAAAGAAGCAGUUCCAUCAGUAGCUCCAGCCAACGUGAGCGGUGGGAGCGGGCGCAGACAUGAGCUCGUGAUAUCCUGGGAGCCGGUUUCCGAGGAGUUCCAGAACGGAGAGGGCUUCGGCUACAUUGUGGCCUUCCGAGCCAAUGGGACGCGCGGUUGGAAGGAGAAGAUGGUGACGUCAGCAGACUCCACCACCUAUAAGUACAGGGACGAGACGUUCCCUCCCCUCACGCCGUUCGAGGUGAAGGUGGGAGUGUAUAACAACAAAGGAGACGGUCCCUUCAGUCAAGUGGUGACGGUUUUCUCUGCAGAAGGAGAGCCCCGGGAAGCGCCCAUCGAGGUGAAGCUGUCAGCCAUGUCCUCAUCUGAGAUCAAGGUUACGUGGAAGGCGCCCAACCCUGGCCCUGGAAGACCACAGGGGUAUGAGGUGAGCUACUGGAAGACGUCGGAGCAGGAGGAGAUGGGAAAGAAGACGAGGACGGUGGGGAACGAGACCACCGUCCUGCUGUCCGGCCUGGAAGGCAACACGCCCUAUCUGAUCGCAGUGAAGGGGUUCAACAGCAUUGGCCAGAGCCCAGCCAGCUCGCCUGUGCAAGCCACCACGCGGAAGAACCCUCCCAGCCAUCCACCAAGCAACGUGAUGUGGAUUCAGGAGGGAAACAAUGUGUCUUUAUCCUGGGAUCCAGUGAAGGCGAUGGACAACGAGUCUGAUGUUAUCGGAUACAAGGUCCUGUUGCGUCAGGAGGGUCGAGGUCACAGCCAGGUAAUGAGGACCCCGAACUCGGCGGCUGUGCUCACGCUGCCUGAAGGAGGCACAUACAUCAUCGAGGUGCGCGCAGUGAGCGAGGGCGGCGAGGGAGCUGCCAGUUCCCAAAUCCGAGUGCUUACCUCCUCAGGUGUACGGGCCAAGAGCGCUCAGUCCAGUCUGCACAGUCUGCCGUCAGGCUUAGCAUGGACUCCUGUACUUCUGGUCCUGAUGGUGCCUUCAGCCCCCUGGUGAGGCUACUGAGCCAUGCUCCCUCCAGCCCCAUGACCUACCCCCCACCCACGCCCAAAUGGAGGGAAUGGACUCUCCCUACAUCACACAGACUGCCUAUGCCAGACUGGACCAUCUAGAGGACCUAGGGGCCAGCCAAGGGGAAGAGGUUCUUUUCCAAACUUGGACUGAUUUAAAACCUCCCUCAUCUCUUCAGUCAUUUCCUCUGUGAUUUGGUUUUUGAGUUGUUUUUUUGUUUUGGUUUUUUGGUUUUUGGCUUUGAGGUUUCCUUUUUGAAUAUAAUUGUACUUUUGUGCUGAACAGUGUGCAGAAGCUGUUACGUAAACGCCGGAUCCUUAGCAAACUUUUAGUUCGUUCGUUUGUUUUUCACACAUGGCUGUCUACCAGCACAGCCAGAGAUCCCGGACGAGCGAGGAGGGGGAGUGUAGGUUCUCUCUCCCUGCAGCUGCCCACGCCAUUGUCCAGACCUGCAGCACCUCCUUCUCCGAUCACCUCCAUCACCCCUUGGCUGUCCAGUAAGUAAAGGCAGUGAAAGCUUGGUCUAGAUAAGUGCAUUGUUUUCUUAUUCACGCAUGGAGAGACGCAAGAGGAGAGGAAGAGAGAAGAAAAAAACGUUUUUUAUAGUGCUGAGAGUCUCGCUAAUUCCAGACUUCCUUUUUGUAUUCCAUGCUACCUUUUAGGAAAACAACACGUGCAAAACAGUGGUGUGUGUCGGUCAGCUGCGUCAGAGGUGUUUUUUUGUUUUUUGGGGGGUUUUUUUUAAUCUUUUGGGUUUUGUUUUUUUUGUGUUGUAUCCUCGUUUGUUUUGAAUCUGGUUAUUUUGUGGCCGGGCGUGACUCUUGACGCCCAAGUACGGCUGCUGGAGCUCUGUGUAGGUGUGUAGGGCGUAGUCUAGAGAGGUGGAGCGCCACUGUAGUUCUCAGUCACAUUGUUAGACAAAGACAAAGACCAGUCUGUGACGAGUCAUGGUGACAGCUGAA
Molecule: messenger RNA, 4723 nt
Organism: Electrophorus electricus (electric eel)
Lineage: Eukaryota; Metazoa; Chordata; Actinopteri; Gymnotiformes; Gymnotidae
Gene: cntn5
Product: contactin 5
Biological process (GO): brain development; cell-cell adhesion; axon guidance
Cellular component (GO): axon; plasma membrane
Molecular function (GO): cell-cell adhesion mediator activity
Source: RefSeq, a predicted model, not a curated record